Molecule: messenger RNA, 2789 nt
Organism: Neoarius graeffei (lesser salmon catfish)
Lineage: Eukaryota; Metazoa; Chordata; Actinopteri; Siluriformes; Ariidae
Gene: oser1
Product: oxidative stress responsive serine-rich 1
Exons: 4
Coding region: 287-1222 (311 amino acids)
Biological process (GO): cellular response to hydrogen peroxide
Source: RefSeq, a predicted model, not a curated record
UGCUCUUGCAGAGUCACUCCAUGUAGUUCGAGUGUAAACAGGAGAUUAGAAGAACAAUCUAGAACUAAUAUUUAUUAUUCUUGUGCGAAGUUUAGCUAAUAAUUACUGUACGGAGAAACCUGUAUUUGUUACAUCUUCAAUACCAAUUCUAGCACCAUUGACGAUUCCGUUGUAUAAAAGCCGCAUUGAGUCAUCUCUGAGACUAGUUAGCUUGUUAACAUUAGCUGCUAAAGAUUUUUUUUGUUUGUUUAAUUUUAGUAUAGUUAACGCCGGAGGCUGUGGUUGAAUGACCAGGCGUUCAAAAAGCCUCAAGUCUGGAGUCCUUAAAACUUCUGAGGCCCUGUCAGGCACCACCAUGGACACUGUGAAUAUGGGAGAGAAAGACUGUGAGGAGGAAACACUACAGACUGCCUUCAAAAAACUACGUGUAGAUGCUGAAAGCUCUGUGGCUGCAGUGCAUGUGAGCGAGGCUUUGACAUCCAGAGCCGGAACCAGAACCAACACAGAUGGAGCAAAACCCAAAAUUACUUCCCCUAAAGAGAAUUGGCAUGGAUGCAGCCGAAAGUCCUCCAGGGGCUUGGCAAGAAACCAGAGACGGAGAAGGUCCAAGUCUCCCAUCUUGCACCCACCAAAAUUCACCUACUGUAGUUCUAAAAUGCAAUUCAAACACAAGAGCACCACAGAGCGUGAGGAUGCCAGCACCUGCCUGCUUUUUCCUGCUAAGAAGGAUCUUUUGUCCUCCCAUACCCCUUCACCUAUCUUUGGUUCCAUGGGUUGUGACUCCAGUAUUGCUUUGGAAAGCAAGAUUUCCCCUCUGAACAGAGUGGCACCAUUUGGCAAUGAGGGCAGCUUGGAGAACGAAAAGACCAACAUUUCUUUGGGGGAGGCUCAAGUUCAAGCAGCUGACUUUAAAUCUCUUUGUCAGCUUCAGGAGAAUGGUGUGUGCCAGUGCACCAGCUGGCAGGGCAUGGAGGUCUACUCAUUCACUGGCCUACGUGAUGUCAUUUCUGAAUGUGAAAGGAACCUGCCUAUCUCUUUAGAUGCAGCUCAGAACACCAGAACAGUAAAUGCAUCAUCAAUGUCCAGCUCACUGCGAUCCUGCUCAGAACAGGCGCGUGUGUAUGUGGAUGACAUCACAAUAGAAGAUCUCUCAGGCUACAUGGAGUAUUACCUCUACAUCCCUAAAAAGAUGUCACACAUGGCUGAAAUGAUGUACACUUAAACAAGAUUGUUUUUCAGGUACAUAUACAGUACCAGUCAAAAGUUUUGAUACCACCUAAUUCAAUGGCUUUUCUUUAUUGUUAUUUAAGACAUGCAGCGUCUUAAAGUAAUCAUGGACUGUCAUUUCUCUUUACUUAUUUGAGCAGUUCUUGACAUAAUAUGGAUUAAUACAGUUGUAGGGCUAUUUUUAGGCUGUAUUUUUGUUAUUCACUUUUUACUGUUUGGUCUCAAAUGCAUGAAGAAGGCAAGAAAUUUCACUAAUUAACUUUUGACGAGGCACACCUGUUAAUUGAAAAGCAUUCCAGGUGACUACCUCAAGAAGCUGGUUAAAAUAAUGCCACUAGUGUACAAAGCAGUCACCAAGGUAAACGCUGGCUACUUUGAAGACUCUAAAGUAUGAAACAUUUUGGAUUUUUUUUUUUUUUUGUACAAUUUUUUUGUUUACCACAUAAUUGCAUAUAUUAUAUGGAAACGAGUGUUUUAUUGGGAAAUAUGGCACUCGUAGUUUUCAUACAUGCUACAUCUGGGACAUGGAGCUCCAAAACCAUGACAUGAAUACAUGUCACUCGCGAGGAAGUUAAUGAAUUGGUUUGAAAAAUUGGGGUACUCCUUUGUUUGAAUGUGUGUAGAAAAAGCAUUACACGUUGGCUUGAAAGUUAUGAAGUUUAUCUUCUCGUGUUUGGAAAAACUCGCAUUUUUCAUAUGAAAUGCAUCGCGGCUCUGCAUGAAAUAUUUUCCAAUAUUUCACUCCAGUGACGUCACUCCCAAUGUCUUCCCGCUGAGUAUAUGCACAUUGUCAAAAUGUCAAACCAGUUCAAAACUAAAAUUCUUUUGAUUAACUUGGUGGGUUUUUUUGUUUGUUUUUUUCUUUUUUUUGAAUGUGUCCAUAUAAAGAACAUUUACAUGGUGGCGUGAAGAUAUGAAGUUUUAUGUUGAAAAUAUUUUCACUUGUUCGCUUUGCCUCACUCGUGAAUAUAUUCGCUAUUCGAAGAUGGUCAUAUUUUCAUGCAACCAUGUAAUAUCUUCUGUGUACGUUCCAUAUGUUAUUUAAUAAUUUUGAUGUCUUCAGUAUUGUUCUACAAUGUAGAAAAUAGUCAAAAUACAGAAAUACCUAUGAAUGAGUAGGUGCAUCCAAACUUUUCACUGGUACUCUAAUUGGUUUAACAAAAGCUGCAUACUGAUGCAUAUAGUGCAUGGGACAAUUAAAGGUAAGCAGUGGGGCACAUGUAUCAUUAAAAAAUAGACUGUUUAUGGAAAUUGGGUAGGCAAGAAGUUAUUAGGCAUGACGUUUGACUCGUGGUAUUGCUUUUCCAGGUCUUUUCCUUCUCAAUUUCUCAGUGUUCCAUUGUUCGAUAGACUAACACUCAGUGAGAUUUGGAUUUGUCCCCUGUGGGUUGGUUGUUUUUUCUUUUCUUUCUGAUUACUUUUUUCUGGUAUACAUGCCACAUUGCCAAAGUUCUCUUGCAGGAACUGCAGGGUUUGAUUUUAUUGGUAUAUGCAAAAAUGCCACGUAAUAAUGAUCACCUUGUUUUCUUUAAAUUGUAAUAAAACCCUUUUUGUUGUUAAAA